UCAGUGUCUCUGUCGGCUGCUGUCUCCAUCUCAGAAUGAAGCCCUGACAGCACAAACACUUUCUUGAACGGAGACAUACGGACUCACACGCACAGAACGACAGACGUGAAAGAGAGAGAAUAAGAGAGAGAGAGAGAGAGAGGGAGAGGAAGAGAGAGAGAAAGAGAGAGGUAGAGACAGCUCCUUGCUCUGACAAGAUAAGCCAGAGGUCAGAGGUGACACAAAGGUGGAGGCGCCAUGGCGAUGGAAGGUUUCAGCGAGUUGAUUCGCCGGCUGAAUGAUGCACACGAGCGAGAAGUCGAAGGACUGAGAGAGAAGAUCCAGGAGCUGACCAAUAAGAAGGGAGGGGAUAGCAAGCGGAUGGAGGAACUGUUCAACAGGAACCAGCAGCUCAGAGAGCAGCAGAGGCUUCUGACAGACAACAUCAAACAACUGGAGAACAGGCUGCGGGCUGGGCUGUGUGACAGGUGUUCAGUAACUCAGGAUGUGGCCAGGAGGAGACAGCAGGAGUAUGAGAGCUCCCAGAUACAGAGUCUACAACACAUCUCCCGCCUGGCCGCGGAGGUGAGUGUCCUGAAGCAGGGGAACCGGAGUCUGAGGGAGAACCUGAGAGCAGUGCAGGAAGGUCAAGGUGGGUCCUCCUCCCAGGAUAUGAUCUCAGAGGUCAGACAGAGCCCUGACCUCUCACCCCCAGCCACGCCCCUGGUGAACGCAGGGUGCAAGAGCAGAGGGCUGCCAGUAGAGGGCAACGGCGCCAUGAAGACAGAGCCAGACCAGAGAGAUGCCUGUGCAGCUGAGGCAGAACAGAGUCACCAGUGUGGCUGGACUGGAAGGCAAUCUUUGAACUCCUAUAAGCCCCUCCCCCUGGCCAGAGAGGCUCCUCCCCCCUGGAGGACGGAGCUAGGUGGGGCUCCGGCGAGAGCUGUGGAGCAGAGAACCCAGAGUGUGGACACCAUCAGACAGUCGCCCAUUGCUCUCUCCAUCCCCUCCCACCUCCUCCUCCCCAGGAGUUCCCUCUCCUCCUCCUCUCUCCCAGGAGAGGACAAGUCCAGCCGCCACCAGGUCUUAGUCCCAGUCCCCUACUGGCCCCGCCCUCUGGCCCCCAGCCUCACCCUGCCAUGGCCCCUGGCCCCGCCCCCAGACUGGGCCCCCAGGGAGGGGGUGGUGGUCUCUCCCAGCCCCAAGCCCAGCUCCCCGCGUUUCCCCAGCCUGCACACCUCCAGACACCCCACCCAGGCACAGCAGGGUAUCCCAGGGAGGAGGUCCUCAGCUGGGCAGGGCUGGCCUCUCCACUGCCCCUCAGAGCCUGGAGCCAGCCUGGGGAGGGAGCAGGGGGAGAGAGGAGGGAGGGAGCAGGGGGAGAGAGGAGGGAGGGAGCAGGGGGAGAGAGGAGGGAGGGAGCAGGGGGAGAGAGGAGGGAGGGAGCAGGGGUCCGUGGAUGGGAAAGUGGCAGCACUCCACAGGAGAGAUACGGUACUGCACCUUGAGACAGCGUUGGGAGAGGAGCUGGGGAAGCCGGUGAUGACAGACGGGCCUCUGGAUCUAUCAAGUCGAGGGAAGUCCAAAACUAGCCAAUCGCCCCAAGAGAACAAGCCCCGCCCCUCCCUGCAGGAGAGGAGCAGAGAGGAGGAGAACCUGCUUGUAACCUCUCCCUCCCCCUCUCCCUCCCCCUCUUCCUCCCCCCGCCCCCCAACACCCCCCUCCUCGUCCUCCACCCCCCCUGCAGGCUCCUCCCCCUCCGCUAACCAAUCACAGCAGCAGAACCAGCAAAACAACAAGGGGGAGGGGCUUACAGGGAGAGAGGACCAAUCAGCAAUCUCCAAGGACAAGAAAAUCCCGGUGCUGACCAUCUCAUUACGACCAGUGGUGCUGCUGGACACUCUACACUGCAGUUUGAAGAGACAGGAUCAUCAUCACUCACCUGACCUGGUCAGUUUUCACUCUCUCUCUUCUAUCUGUCCAUCUCUUUUUCUCUCUCCUGUUCCCUCUCCUCUCCUCUUCCCU
Molecule: messenger RNA, 2004 nt
Organism: Osmerus eperlanus (European smelt)
Lineage: Eukaryota; Metazoa; Chordata; Actinopteri; Osmeriformes; Osmeridae
Gene: rbbp8nl
Product: retinoblastoma binding protein 8-like
Exons: 12
Biological process (GO): DNA double-strand break processing involved in repair via single-strand annealing
Molecular function (GO): damaged DNA binding
Source: RefSeq, a predicted model, not a curated record